AUGUCCACUUCCCGUGUUCUCGUCACGCUUCUCGAGAAGGGGGAGAUCUUUAUUUGUUUGGUUAGGAAAUACCCUUUUGGAAAGAAGCUCAUCCCAGAGGGAGAUGACGAGGCCUAUGGUCGAUUCGAACAAGCUUGUUCUAUCGAACAAAGCUAUUUCGCCGCUGCUGCUGAGACUAUAGGAACCGAGCUUGUGAUCAAGCCAAUGAAAGGUCUUGGUCUCCCCGACGAAAUAAGGGUCGCACAAGCUGAAAAGGACCUUGAUACGGUUUUGGCUGUUGAUGAUAAGAUCUUGGCUAGUCAGAAAUAUCUUACCGGGAACGAAUUGACUUUGGCAGACUUGUUUCACUUGCCCAAUGGAGCGGCCUUGAAGGCAGAUAAAUGGAAGGAGGUAUUCGAAAGAUAUCCGAACGUGGACAGGUGGUUCAAGGAAUUGCAAGAGAGGGAUAGUUGGGUGAAAGCCGCCACGGAGGCAGGAACGAUACCAUGA
This is a messenger RNA of Penicillium vulpinum, 489 nucleotides long. RefSeq names its product glutathione S-transferase. Bases 1 to 489 code for a protein of 162 amino acids. The transcript is spliced from 3 exons. The record is from RefSeq and is a predicted model, not a curated record. Gene Ontology annotation, molecular function: glutathione binding; glutathione transferase activity. Gene Ontology annotation, cellular component: cytoplasm. Lineage: Eukaryota; Fungi; Ascomycota; Eurotiomycetes; Eurotiales; Aspergillaceae.